UGUACAUUUAAUUAUUUUACAGCGAUGCUAUUUCUUACAAGAUACAGAAUCACGAAAUACACGAUACAGUGCAAUACGGUUAUCACUAGUAUUAUUUUAAUUAGGUGUUUGGUGGAAAACACGGUGGUGUCGCUGUUAUUCUUGUUUUUUGUGGAUUUAGUCUUCGUGGUAACAGGCAUUUCCCAUUAUAACACAAAUUAUCACCAUGACAUGUCAUGUCAUGAAUGAAAAAUGGCAGACAAUUGUGUUAUCAAUAAGUUGAGGCCUAAACCUAUCAAUAGUAUACAACCACCAAUAAUAACGUUGGUUGUUUUCCCACUCAUGUAGUGCAGUUAAGUCACACACCUCUCAUUGCUUCCAAAGCUUAAAAUAUCUCCUAUCUUGGUCCUCUUCCAACUGAGUCCAAAGAAAGCAAAUUAGAAUUGAAAAAGCAUGAGAAAAUAUUCACUAAAUAAUAGAGCUUACAUCAUUAAUAUUACUUGAGCAUGGCCGACAUUGGAAUUUCAUUAGCUUUAUCAGCCGCCAACGUCGCAAACGGUCUAUCCAAAAUCCUGAUUGAAGAGUAUGCAGUGUUGGGUGGUGGGACAAUUAGGCACGUAGAAUGGAUUGAAAGAGAGCUGAGGUCAAUGCAGGGAUUGUUGGAACAGGCCGGGCAGCGUGCGUACGGAGAACAAGAACAAGAGUUUAAUGAGUGGGAAGAGAAGUUGAAGGAAGUUGCUGGUGAUGCAGAGGAUGUGAUAGAAACGUUUGUGAUCAAAUCGGUGAAAAGGAGGAGAUGGGGAGUUCUGUAUUGGAUUGACAAACACAAGGUUGGGAAAGAGUUGCAGAAGAUCCGCAGGAGGAUGAGAGACAUCUCUCAGACUGGAAUGAACUUGAACACAAAUGUCGUCAGUGUCUCUGUUGAAACUCCAGGAAGAGAAGCACCGUCAUCAACAACUACCUCAGUUGUGGCCCCGGCAAUGGAGAAGCUUGAUCACAUUCUGAGUCAAACUACUAUAGUUACGGGUGAUGAGGUGGUCGAGAUGGUGGAACAAGUAAAAGGCGAACUUGUUGAGCUGCAAAAUAUUGUGUAUAGUUUGCGGUCAGCAAGUGAAAGAGAAUAUGUGUGGUUGGAAGAGGUGAAGGAACUUUGCAAUUAUACUGAAAGUGUUGCAGGUAAUUUCAUCCUUGUCAAGGAAAGACGGUCUAAAAUGGGUAUGCUUAAGAAGCUCCUUUAUCUUUCAGCCGAUUAUGCUUCUGAAAAUGAAUUUAAAAAACAGAUGAAGUAUAUUGGGACUCGAAUUGGAGAUGCAGUUCACAUAAGUUUGACUUACGAAGUUGGUGGACAGUUAGACAUGGGAGUGGGAUUCAAAAAAACAUCCCCUGUACCAGACUUGUCAAUAGAGAGCUGGAUAAUUCUCCACAUCCUAUUCCUUUUUGUUUGCCCUGUUAUUGUUCUUUCCAAAUUCUCAGAACCAUCCUUGUUUUUAUUGUUAGUAAUCAUCUCUCCCGCUUACAAAAUUGUUCAUGAUCGAGGAAGAAAAACAUCUAAAUCCAGUAUGGUGAAGAAGAAGAAGAAGAAGAAGAAGAAAUGGAUGGGAAAGAUAAGACGGUUUCUGCGCUUCUUUUUUUCCACUGUUAUUUAUAUCAUAAUUUUCAUCCUGUUUCAGUCUUACCCUGUCAUGGGAACGUUCCUUUUCAUCUUGAGUUUUUCACUUACUGAAGUUAUUGCGUGGAGUAUAAACAAGAAUAAGAGAUGGAAGAGAAGGGAAAUAAUAAGGCGGUUUACGCGCUUCUUGUUUUCCACUGUAAUUUAUUUACCGAUAUUUUUCUUGUUUAAGUUUUACCCGGUCCUGGCAAUGAUCCUUUUCAUCUUGGGUUAUUCACUUAAUAAAUUUAUUGCGCGGAGUCUGAAGAAGAAGAAAUGGAAGGUGAGGGAAAAAAUAAGACAGUCUCCGCAACUUUUUUUUACCACUGUAAGUUAUACAGCGAUUUCCAGCCUGAUUCUGUUUCACCCUGUCCUGGGAGUGUUCCUUUUCAUAUUGAGUAAUUUACUUUAUGAAGUUAUUGUAUGGACUGUGAAUUUAUGGAGGUCUACAGCCAAUAAUUUGAAGUGUACGGAAAGAUAUUUAGCUGUAAUGCGUGUGUUUUUGAAUGAUACAGCCGAAAGUGCGGAAGGCCUAAAUACAAGGCAGAGAGCCUGGGUGGAUCAACUGAGAGUCGUGUCUCAAAAUGGUGAAUUUUUUAUUGAUGGAGAUGCAAAAGGCAAGGGUGGUUGUUUGAGCAGAAUUAAGUUUGCCAAGGAUAUCAACUGUUUGUUGAAAGAGAUUCUUGAUAUAUCAGAUAGGAAGGCCAUUUAUUGCAUUGCAAAUGUUCAAAGAAAUCAACAAGACCUUGUACCUUUAUUGGGCAUACAAGAAAGAGAUAUUGAUAAUGAAAUCAUUGUUGAACACGCAGAAAAUUCUAGUGCCAUGCCAGCAGCAGCCGCCUCCUCCUCCUCCUCGUAUCGGCCUGUCAUGGGGCUCAAAGAGAAAGUCCAAUCAAUCAGAAGGGAAAAGGAAUUGAUGGAUGCGCUGCUUCUGGAUGCACAAGAGAUGGGAGAAUUGGAGGGAAGAUCCAGAAUCUGGGUGGAGCAACUGAGAGAUAUUUCCCUUGAAGCUCAAUCUGUCAUUAACAAAUAUGAUGCCAAACUGAAGCAUAAGCCAAAUGUCAUCUACAUUUUUAAGUACUGGACCCGAUGUGUUCUUAAUAAGAAGGUAGAUGGUAUCAAAAACAAAAUUGAAGAAGCUUCUAGGAGAAGAAAAGCAUAUCGUUUGGUGCAAAUUCAAAGCCGAGCCGUAUCCAUGUUUCAAAUAUUACGUGCAAGGAAGCAACUGCCUUUCGUUGCCAAUGACUCCAGUGUGGUUGGAUUUCACGAUGACAGACAAGCUCUGAUGGCUGAGUUACUGUCAGACGAGAAACGUCGCUGCAUUACUUGGAUUGUUGGAAUCGAAGGCACGGGUAAGACAGCACUAGCAAAGUUGAUAUUUGAAGAUAACACUGUUGUAGAUCAUUUUCAGCAUCGCGUAUGGGUGUCACUGCCUUCAAAUUGUACGACAAACCAGUUUGUUGCAGAAAUUGGCAAGGAAGCCGCCGAACAAAUUACUGUAGAAGAAGAAGUCUUGUCAACUGAUUACGUACUCACAACCUUGGCGCAUACAAAGUACCUCGUAAUUGUUGAUGGCAUAAAAGAAACUUCUCAAGUAUACUUGGAUACCUUGAACAGGGCCAUACCCGAUAGGUCAACGGGAAGCAGAGUUCUUUUUACAACUCGCAAUGCAAAUGUAUCCCAACAUGCAGCAGGUACGAUCUUUGUUCACCCACUGCAGUUACUAGAUGAUGAAACUAGUUGGCUGUUGUUCACAAGACAUUUGAAGGUGGACAUUCACCCCGAGUCAGAAACAGAACUUAUCAAGGUUGGAAAAGAAAUUGUAAUGAAAUGUGGGGGGCUGCCAUCACAAAUAUUGAAAAUGAGUGAUUUUCUUUCGCAUAAAGAUGUUACACAUGAGGAGUGGUCAAGAGUAUUGCGGGGUGAGCAGCUCAAUGAAUAUCAAAUACAAAGUUGGUCUGGAAUGCUCGACACAAUUAAUAAUAACUUACCUUCUUAUCUGAGAAGAUGUCUAUUUUACUUUGUGAUAUUCCCUGCUGAAUUUGGGAUCCCUGUCAGAAGGUUGGUUGUUUUGUGGGUUGCCGAGAGUCUGGUUCAUCAGACAGAAGAUGACGAAAUGCCGCCAGAGCUAGUUGCAGAAAGGUACUUGACAGAGUUGAUAGAUCGGAACAUGGUCCAAGUUUCCAAGAGAAAGCGCAAUGGAAAGGUGAAAACAUGUCGUCUCCCUAGUGCUUUGCGACAACUCUGGUUGACAAAGGCUAAUGAGUCUAGAUUUCUACAUGGCCGUCAAUCUUCCACGGAUUCGAAUGAAGAUCCAAAGAAGUCCAUUAUUCGCCGGGUUGCAGAUCAUCUUGAUAAAGAUGAUAUCUGGAAUGAUCAUAUUCAUGGCGACAUUACUGAUUCAACUUCCCUUAAAACCUACUACAAGGACGUUCUCUCCUUUCUUUCCUUUGAUACUCAAGAGGGGAGUAAACCUGGGCAUCAAGUAGGUAGCUUUCUCAAGGGAUGUAUUUCAAGUGAUUGCUUCUUGCUCCUUCGUGUGCUUGAUCUUGAACGCGUUUACAAGCCUAAGUUGCCUAAUCGCAUAGCAAGACUUUCACGGCUAAGGUAUCUUGGCUUGAGAUGGACUUACUUAGAGUCACUUCCAUCAUCUAUAAGCAAGUUGUUGAAGCUACAGACUCUUGAUCUCAAACAUACUUAUAUUCAUACUCUACCUAGCUCAAUAUGGAAGAUGGAACUCAGACACUUGUUCUUGAGCGAGACUUUCCGAAGCAGAUUUCCACCUCAACCAAAAGGUAAUUCUCUAUCUGACCUCCAAACUUUGUGGGGACUGUUUGUAGAUGAGAAGACUCCAGUGAAGGAUGGCUUGGACAGAUUGGUCAAUAUCACAAAAUUGGGAUUAGCAUGCCAAUCAAUGUCACUAAACCAAGAGGCAAUGAUAGCUCAACUUGACACGGUAGCAGACUGGAUUACGAAACUAGAACACCUUCAAUCGUUGAGACUGAAAUCAAGAGAUGAAGAAGGUCGACCUUGGAAUUUACACUUGAAGUCCUUGGAAAAUAACAUAAAUCUCACAGACAUGUAUUUGCUGGGAAGAUUGAGCAGUUCAUCUAUUCUGUCUCAAUUCCCUCUGAGCCUCGUUGAACUUACCCUAUCACAUUCGGAACUAGAGGAUGAUCCCAUGAUACUUUUGAAAGAUUUUCCACAUCUUCGAACACUGUGUUUACUCGCAGAGUCAUACGUGGGCACAACUGUGGUUUGCGAAUCUCAAAGCUUUCCUCAGCUUCAUGUCUUAAAAUUUUGGAAGCUGCAGCAUUUGGAGGAAAUUAAGAUAGAUCCAGGAGCACUCCCAUGUCUAAGACAACUGGAAAUCAGAUCGUGUCCAAACAUGCAAAUGCUUCCUGAUGGACUAAAGCAUGUCAACACUCUGCUUGAAUUGAAGUUAACAAACAUGCCAAUGAAAAUCAAUGUUGAGGCGCAUAACAUCCCAACCAAUUGUCAAGUCGUCCAAACUAAAUUUCAGUAGAAUAAUAUAUUUCCAUCAUUGCACAGCAUGUGAGCUGUGGUCAUAUAUCUACUGUGGAUUGGUCUGAAGGAAGCCUCAAUUGGAUUCAACAAACUUCGUCAACUUAAUUGCUUAUAGUGCAAAUGAAACUACUAUUCACAUGUUGCUGUGGAACAAUAAAGGAUGGUUUUGAGUUUGGUUCUUUGUUUGAAGUGUGUGUGAAUUGUAAAUUUUGUUUAUGGACUUAUAAUUUGUAUUUUGACAUUGUGUUGUGGAAUCAUAAUAUUGUGUUGUGUGUGAAGAAUAUUUGUAUUUGAAAAAGUUAUUUUCCUAGACUGUUAUUAUUAAUGGAGCUGUUGUCCUGA
Messenger RNA from Medicago truncatula (barrel medic), 5497 nucleotides. Its product is annotated as putative disease resistance RPP13-like protein 3. Gene Ontology annotation, molecular function: ADP binding. The transcript has 2 exons. The record is from RefSeq and is a predicted model, not a curated record. The coding region runs from base 486 to 5153 and encodes 1555 amino acids. Gene Ontology annotation, biological process: defense response to other organism. Lineage: Eukaryota; Viridiplantae; Streptophyta; Magnoliopsida; Fabales; Fabaceae.